UUGUUGUUUCAGCCUGAGGGAGUCGAGAAGCGCAAGACCCAGUCAUAUGUUCUUGAUCCUCAAGGUGUGUUGAAAGACAGAAAACAGGCUUCUGAAGGAAAUCAAGACUUGAAUAAAACAAAAAACGCAACCUUUCCCAGUGAACGUACAUUUGAUAGAUCGAAAAACACGCAGUUUGAUAAUAUUCUAGUUAAAGUACCUAAAGACAGCAUAGAAGAAUCUAUUAGCGCCAUGAUUCACUUUACCGGUAAUAUGAUUGGACCAGUUGUCACUAAUCUGAUCAAAGGAGGACUAGAGAGCCUUUUGCGCAUGCCCACUGGAUGUGGUGAACAAACCAUGAUAUACAUGUCCCCCAAUGUGUACGUCCUACAGUACCUCACCAACACUAGACAAGUAACAGCAAGCGUUGAGGAGAAAGCAUACAAGUUUAUCCAGUCAGGCUAUCAACGUGAACUCAACUAUCGACGAUCUGAUCAUUCGUUUAGUGCAUGGGGAGAAAGUCGUCCUGGCAGUACAUGGCUGACAGCUUUCGUUCUUAAAGUAUUUUGUCAAGCCAGUAGGUUUGAUGGCGUGCAGAUUGACCAGGAUCUCCUAUGUCUGUCUGUUGACUGGCUGGUUCAAAACCAACGUGCAGAUGGUGCCUUCCCAGAAAUGAGGGCUGUAAUUCAUAGAGAGAUGGUGGGUGGUGCGUAUCAAAGUCAUAGCGACAUUGCAAUGACAGCAUUCGUGGUCACCGCUCUAAUGGAAUGUAAAUGCAACGGCUUGCUUAAAACAGCUGCCAUCACGAGAGCUAUUACUUUUCUUGAAAAUAAUAUGGCGAACAUUAACAACAAACCUUACCAUUUGGCUCUUACAACGUAUGCGUUAGCGAUGGCAAACAGCCCGGCAAGAAUCAGAGCUAAUGAUCAGCUGGUACAACUCGCUCUGUACAAUUCAGCGACCUCUAGCCGUCACUGGAAUGCUGGUGGUCAUGCGCUCAACAUAGAGACCGCUGCAUACGCGUUGCUGGCUCAAGUCAAAAUGAAUCGACUAAAGUACGYAGGACCUAUUGUAAUCUGGCUGACAGAGCAAAAAAAUUCAGGCGGAGGAUUUCAGUCCACUACUGAUACAUGCGUGGCACUUCAAUCCCUGGCAGUUUACAGUGAGCAAACAGCGGGAUCAAAGCUAGACCUGAAAGUCACAAUCAAAUCAGAGCUGGGCCGAGUGAAGUUGCACAGGCAACUCAGGAUAAACAAGGAAAAUGCCUUAUUACAGCAAUCAGUUGAUGUCGACGUGAAGUAUAAUGUUCCAUCAACGAGAAAAGAUCGGUGCGACUUCAUGGUGAGUGUUACAGUAAGUGAAGAUGGCAAUGGACGAACACUGACAAGAUUACCACUGAAUGAUGCUCCAGCACUUGCACCCACAAGAAAACCAAGAGGCAAGAAGAACAUCAAAAAGAACAAGAAAAAUAGGAAUAAGCCUAACAAAAACAAGAAGCCUAAGAAAAGCAAGAAGUCUAACAAAAACAAGAAGGGAAACAAAAACAAGAAGGGAAACAAAAACAAGAAGGGAAACAAAAACAAGAAGGGAAACAAAAACAAGAAGGGAAACAAAAACAGGAAGGGAAAUAAAAACAAGAAACCUAAGAAAAACAAGAAGCCUAACGAGCAAUCGCACAAAGGAAAACCCCUCAUCAUAAGAGUUUGCGCACAAUAUAAAAAACCUGGUAAAACAGGAAUGUCUAUUAUAGACGUCGGAUUACUUACCGGAUACGAAGUGGACAUCAACUCAGUGAAGCAGCUGCUGCGAAAGAAUAACGGAACCAUCGCUAAUUACGAACUUUCCCAAAGAUCAAUUGUGUUUUACUUGGAUGAGAUUGAUAGUGCAAGGCAAGUUUGCGUGGCACUCAAGGUAUCGCCCAUAAUCGCCGUUGAUGCCGUUUAUCCUGUCCCUGUGAAAGUCUACAACUACUACGAACCCGAUGAGGCCUGCAUUAAAUUCUAUAGCUCGGAGAAGACUUCCCUUAUCAUGGGCAGCUGCGAAGGAAAGUCUUGUAAAUGUACUCAAGAUAAAUGCACAGCCCCAAACCCAAGCAUCAGUAACCUGAAUAAACUGGUUCGACAAGUAUGCAGCAUGUAUAACUAUGCAAUCAAGGUCGAGGUACUUCUYGUAGAUGAACAAAAUACGUGGCUGACGUACGACGUUAAGGUUAUACAAGUCAUCAAACAAGGAAAUACCGUACUAAAGAGCCGACAGGUCAUCGAAUUGCGCAAGAGAGGUAUGUGUAAUAGUCCCAGACUCCAAAAAGGUGACAUCUUGUUGGUGAUGGGACGAGACAAGUCUGGCAAGUUCAUUCUGGAUAACAGUGCAUUUGUYAAGAAAUGGAGAGGGAGAGACGYUCRACAACUUGACRCUUUGGUCAGAAGGAUUGUUGGUGGGGAAUGUUCAUAGAUCAAGACCUGACAGCAGCACGUGAUGAUACAUUAUCGAACUCAAUCAAGAUAUAUACACCUUAGUAAAUAAACAACCCAAUCAUUAAAGUUUUAAAGUUUUUGUUCGAGACGCUUUYUCUAGAGAAUUUAGCUGUUAAUGUUGACCUCGGUCAUCCAACCACUUUGAAAGCAUUAAAAUCCUACAAAUGUUUAACAUUAAUUCAGAUUAAGAGACUUAUAUCCAAACCAAAUGGUAAAUGAUUUGCAAUAUUAAAAGAAAACAUCAAAGUACA
Molecule: messenger RNA, 2704 nt
Organism: Actinia tenebrosa (Australian red waratah sea anemone)
Lineage: Eukaryota; Metazoa; Cnidaria; Anthozoa; Actiniaria; Actiniidae
Product: A.superbus venom factor 1
Cellular component (GO): extracellular region
Molecular function (GO): endopeptidase inhibitor activity; protein binding
Source: RefSeq, a predicted model, not a curated record